AUGGGAAUAUACGACCAGAGCGUAUUUGCUGAUGUUGGUGGGUUCCAUAAUUUUUGCCGACAAGACCUUUACGCUUGUCGAGUCCCGAUACCUCCUACUAUUUACGGACUUAGACAGAUUAUCAGGAUACAAUUGGGGAGUUGCUGUGUUGGUUACCCUUUACAAUCAUCUUGGAGAUGCUUCUAUGUUCAGUUGCAAGCAUCUUGGUGGUUAUCCUACUCUUCUAUAGUGCUGGAUUCACAAGUAUUUUCCAACACUUGGAAAAGGGGAGAGAAUUGGAUACCAGCGCAAAAUUGUGGUCUCCCUCGAGCGAUAAGAUGGUCCUAUAAGCAAGGAGUCCUGAAGGUGGAUGAGUUGCGACCUGUUUUGGACGAGAUGACACCUGCUGACAUCAUCUGGCAGCCGUUCGAGGAUCAUAGAGUAUGGUGUCAAUUUGAUGAGAUAUGUCUGUAUAGGGGAUGUCGGAAAUGGGGUGACGUCAUUGUUCUAUAUUUUCCUGAAAGAUGUAUACAUCAAUUUGGAUACAAGCAAUAUACUCCACCCCCACCUCCUGAUUACAUGAUGGCUGAUGAUAUUGAUGUUGAUUGGAUUGGUUACCAUCACAGUGUCUUUACUGUGAUUCGUCCGACAUCACUGACCACCACCCCAUCUGAGAUAGAUUAUGGAUAUCUUGAGUGGUAUUACCGUGUUUCACAUCCUCGUUUGAUACCGCCCCGUUAUGAUACGCCAAGAGAGAUAUGGGUUUCUCUUUACGAUGCAAGACCAUUUGAUCUUAGUUGGGCUCGUGUUUCGACAUUGAUUCAUCGUUAUCUCCGACAGGUUGAUGCCGAAGAGGAUGAUCCACAGUUUGCUGAUUUAUUUGAAGCUUUACGUAUUUCUCGUUCACAUUGA
Messenger RNA from Lathyrus sativus (Indian pea), 891 nucleotides. The record is from the annotation of a GenBank genome assembly. NCBI's taxonomy places the organism in Eukaryota, Viridiplantae, Streptophyta, Magnoliopsida, Fabales, Fabaceae.